UGUUGAACAUAACAAGUGAGACAGAAAGAAAGAAAGAAAGAAAGAGAGAGAGAGAUAAAUGGCGGAUAAGAAUAAGAGUAAGAUUCUGAUCAUCGGAGGAACAGGGAACAUCGGCAAGUUUGUGGUGGAGGCUAGCGUCAAGGCCGGCCACCCCACCUUCAUUUUGGUAAGAGAGUCGACCACCGUUUCCGAUCCCGUUAAGGCCAAACUCGUGGAAAGCUUCAAAGACUCAGGCGUUACCGUAAUUGUUGGCGAGGUGUACGAUCACCCAGUGUUGGUGAAAGCGAUAAAGCAAGUGGAUGUUGUUAUAUCCACUGUGGGUUCGACGUAUCAUUUGGUGGAUCAGAACAAAAUCAUCGACGCCAUCAAAGAAGCCGGAAACAUUAAGAGGUUCUUCCCUUCGGAGUUUGGAAUGGAUGUCGAUCGCGUGCGGGCUGUUGAGCCAGCUAAAAGCAUGUUCGAAAGCAAGGCUAAAAUCCGUCGAGCAAUUGAAGCGUCGGGAAUUCCAUAUACGAUUGUGGUAGGCAAUUGCAGCUCCGGCUUCUUCCUCCCAAACAUAGCACAGCUAGGACUCACCGCCCCACCAAGAGAUAAACUCACCAUUUUUGGCCACGGAAAUGUCAAAGUUGUAUUCAACUCUGAGGCAGAUAUUGGGGCGUACACAAUAAAAAGUGUGGAUGAUCCAAGAACAUUGAAUAAGAUUCUUUACAUUAAGCCACCUAACAACAUAUUCACAUUCAAUGAGCUUGUUUCCCUAUGGGAAAAUAAGAUACACAAGAAACUCGAGAAAACCUACGUUCCUGAAGAUCAACUACUCAAGCUUAUAGAAGAGUCUCCCUGGCCACUCAACAUCAAACUGGGCAUAGGCCACUCGUUAUUUGUGAAAGGAGAUCAGACCUAUUUUGAGAUCGAGCCUUCAUUUGGUGUUGAGGCUUCCCAACUUUAUCCAGAUGUCAACUACACAACUGUUGAUGAAUUCCUAACCCCCUUUGUUUAAAGAUCGAUCGGUUUGCUUAAUUGGUGAUAAAUAAUUAAAAGUGAUCUUAUAUAUGAGGCCAAUAUAUUAAUAAUGUUAUAAUUAUUAAUAAGCUUUCAUCGAUAUACUAAAUAAUUUCUAUUGUCAUA
This is a messenger RNA of Impatiens glandulifera, 1125 nucleotides long. RefSeq names its product eugenol synthase 1-like. The transcript is spliced from 4 exons. The coding region runs from base 59 to 997 and encodes 312 amino acids. The record is from RefSeq and is a predicted model, not a curated record. Lineage: Eukaryota; Viridiplantae; Streptophyta; Magnoliopsida; Ericales; Balsaminaceae. Gene Ontology annotation, molecular function: oxidoreductase activity.